Raphanus sativus (radish) is the source of this 1598-nucleotide messenger RNA. RefSeq lists its product as uncharacterized. NCBI's taxonomy places the organism in Eukaryota, Viridiplantae, Streptophyta, Magnoliopsida, Brassicales, Brassicaceae. Gene Ontology annotation, molecular function: glycosyltransferase activity. The record is from RefSeq and is a predicted model, not a curated record. The coding region runs from base 24 to 1574 and encodes 516 amino acids. The transcript has a single exon.
AGUUUGUAAUUGAUUUGUCAAAGAUGAGGAAUCACAAUUUGCCUUUUAUCUAUCAUCUAGUUGAACAAACGGACACAACAUCAGAUCAAACAAUGGCUUCACAAACCAAACUCAAGAAAUCUAACUCUCAUUUCAGCCUUUGCACUUUCCUUUUCUUCACCGUCCUCUUCACCAUACCGGCUCUCUUCCUCCUCCGCACCUCCUCUACUUGCUCCUCCAUAACCGCCGCAGUCUCCCCCUCCUCCGACUCAAACCAGCCACCGUGGUCUGGCGAUCUCCAAACAGCCCAAUUUGCAUGGAACCGCCUUGCUUUCUCCUUAACCAACCCUCCUCCCAAAACCCUAAAACUCGCGGUUUUCUCCAGGAAAUGGCCCACCGGGCCCAAUCCCGGCGGUAUGGAACGCCAUGCCUUCACUCUCUACACCGCUUUAGCCCGCCGUGGACACCAUGUCCACGUUUUCACCUCUCCUUUAGACCCUUCCCCUGAAACCAACAGAAUCACUCCAGCUUCCGACAAAACCACAAACCCUACAAUCCAUUCUCACGGCGACGCUGAGCCAGGGAAAUGGCGAUACAACAAAGCAUGGGAGCUUUACCAAGAAGAAAACAAAAAAGAACCAUUUGACGUGGUCCACACGGAAAGCGUGGCUUUACCGCACUGGAUCGCCAGAGAGGUUCCAAACCUAGCCGUCUCGUGGCACGGCAUUGCAUUAGAGAGCUUACAAUCGAGCAUUUACCAAGACCUAAUCCGUAAACCAGGCGAACCAAGAUCACAAGGCUUCAACGCAAGCCUAUACGGUGCCUUCCUUCCCAAGAUACUAGAUGAAAUCAGAUUCUUCCACAACUACGCUCAUCACAUCGCAAUCAGCGAUAGCUGCGGGGAAAUGCUGAGAGACGUUUACCAAAUCCCGGAGAAAAGGGUUCAUGUGAUCCUCAACGGAGUCGACGAAAAUGGGUUCAAAUCAGACAAGAGGCUACGUUCUCUGUUUAGGUCAAAACUAGGGUUACAAGAAAACUCAUCGACUAUUGUCUUAGGAGCCGCAGGGAGAUUGGUCAAAGACAAGGGACAUCCUAUUCUUUACGAAGCUUUCGCAAAACUAAUCGAAACACAUUCAAAUGUUCACCUUGCGGUAGCAGGAUCAGGGCCAUGGGAGCAACGUUACAAGGACUUAGGCGAGAAAGUUACUAUUUUGGGAUCUCUGAACCCAAAUGAGCUCAAGGGUUUCUACAACGGGAUCGAUUUGUUUGUGAAUCCAACGCUUAGACCACAAGGUCUUGAUUUGACUUUGAUGGAAGCGAUGUUGAGUGGUAAACCGGUGAUGGCGUCGAGGUACGCGAGCAUAAAGAGAAGUAUUGUGGUGAAUGAUGAGUUUGGGUUUAUGUUUGCGCCGAAUGUGGAGGCUUUGACGGCGGUUAUGGAGGUUGCGGUGGCGGAAGGAGCGGAGAGGUUGGCUGAGAGAGGGAGUAAAUGUAAGGAGUAUGCGGCGGAGAUGUUUACGGCGAGUAAGAUGGCUUUGGCUUAUGAGAGGCUUUUCCUCUGUAUUAAGGAUCAGAGCUUUUGUAUUUACCCCUAAAUUAGUUAAGUAUAGUUUUCAUUA